CGUGUUUUUUCCUUCCACAGCCUCCUGCAAGGCCCCCCUCGGGAUGCAAUCCGGCAAGAUCAAGGACAGCCAGAUCUCCGCCUCCUCCUCCUACGACGUGUCCGUCACGGGGCCCUCCUCGGCCAGGUUGAACGUGGAGCGGGCCGGGGGAGCGUGGUGCCCUCGGGAGAUGGUGGGCCAAGAGGACCUGAAAGAGUACCUGGAGAUCGACCUGGAGUCGCCCCACGUCAUCUCGUUCACAGAGAGCCAAGGGCGCUUCGGCAACGGCCAGGGCGUCGAGUUCGUGGAGCAGUACAUGCUGGAGUACUGGCGCCCGGGUCAUAACACCUGGUACACCUACAAGAAGUGGAACGGCGACAAAGUAAGGUCUUCUAGGCGCCAGGCGUCUUCUGAGAGGAUUUCAUUACCAGCAUCAGUACCAUGUGCUCGGUACAGCGAGAGUACCGUCUUCAGUGGAGUGUGA
Molecule: messenger RNA, 463 nt
Organism: Penaeus vannamei (Pacific white shrimp)
Lineage: Eukaryota; Metazoa; Arthropoda; Malacostraca; Decapoda; Penaeidae
Source: RefSeq, a predicted model, not a curated record